AUGAAUGCAGAAAGCAACUUGUCUUUCAGCAAAGGGGUUCCUGGAGGCGACGGCGGGGCGACGACAGCAGCCUCGUCCAUAAAAGAAUUACUCAUGGCGUCACAUAAAGAAAGCCUUCAGAUUGUAAAGGAAGUCUCCCUCCACUCCACAAAACGACGGAGCACAGCCUCAUCUUCCUCUCGUGUAUUUACAUUCCACCGGCAAACUGAGCCCGAGACCCUGGAGAUUUCCCGAGCCGCAGAGGUUUUUCAAACAACUCUGCAAGUCUUGAAGAACAGAACAAAACAGAGAUAUAAAAGGGAUGUCACAGCAGCAGAGAUGCUGUCAUGGGAAGAUGUGGAGCUGAUUGCAGAGAUGUCUCGGUGUCCCUCCGCGACACAUCCAGCCGACUGUCAACAGACUCAUCUCAGCAAGUACCGCUCGAUAUCAGGAGUCUGCAACAACAGGCAAAAUCCUCGCUGGGGAGCGGCCAACACAGCCAUGGUCAGAUGGCUUCCAGCUGAAUACGAAGAUGGGCAGAGAGAACCCAAAGGCUGGAACCGAGAACGGCUUCAUAAUGGAUUCCAACUUCCCUCGCCUCGGAAAGUCAGCAGAGAAAUACUGAGGAGCUCCUCUAAGCCGAUUGAUGAGGAUUAUUCUCAAAUGCUUGUGGAGUGGGGCCAGUACAUUGACCACGACGUCACCUUUACCCCUCAGAGCGCCGGAGUCUCUCCUGAAGCCGACUGUUUGAACUCAUGUGAAAACGUGCAUCCGUGUUUUCCCAUCCAGAUAGAUGACGACGAUGUCGCUGGCGCACAGGGCUGCAUACCUUUUUAUCGCUCUGCACCAGGCUGCUUUGUCAGUGUUGGCUGUGAUAUAGGACAGGCCCUGCAGCAGCAACAGAUAAAUGCCAUCACAUCAUUCAUGGAUGCAUCAGUUGUGUACGGCCACACUCCAACCCUGGAGAACCUCCUACGUGACCUUUCUGGACAGAAUGGAAAACUUGCAGUCAACGACCGAUUCGAGGAUCCCAGAGGGAGACCGUACCUCCCUUUUGUGGCCACGCUGCCGUCGGCCUGCCAGCAGGAUGGGAAGGGUCACAGGGUGGACUGUUUCAAUGCGGGAGACAGCCGUGUCAACGAGGGCCUGCCUCUGAUCGCCUUGCAUACUCUGUGGCUCAGGGAACACAAUCGAAUCGCAGGAGAACUGAAACACAUUAAUGGUCACUGGAGCGCAGAGACUUUAUACCAAGAGACCCGCAAGAUUAUCGGCGCUCUGCACCAGAUCAUAACAAUGAGAGAUUACAUUCCAAAAAUUAUUGGGCCGGCAUCAUUCGACCGUCACAUUGGACCCUAUGGGGGAUACGAUCCGACGGUAGACCCCUCGGCCUCCAAUGUGUUUGCCACAGCUGCGUUCAGGUUUGGCCACGCUACCAUCUCCCCGAUCCUCAAGAGACUGAACGAGAGCUUCCAGGAGCACGAGCACUUCCCCCACUUGAGACUGCACAAGACUUUGUUCAGUCCAUGGAGAAUAGUCAAAGAAGGUGGGAUCGAACCGAUCCUGAGAGGGAUGGUCGGCACUGCAGCGUCAGCCGUUGGCGCGAACACGCUGAUGGCAGAGGAGGUGACGGAGCGGAUGGUCGUCCUCAACGCUCGGCGGCACGUGGACCUGGCCUCACUGAACCUCCAGAGAGGACGGGAUCACAGCCUCCCCGGAUACAACAGCUGGAGAGAAUUCUGCGGACUGAGCCGUGUUGAGUCACUGGAGGAUCUCAGAGAGAUUGUGAGAGACGACGAGGUUGCAGAGAAGAUCCUACGUAUGUACGGACAUCCUGACAAUAUAGACGUCUGGCUUGGAGGACUGGUUGAAAAUUUACUGCCUGGCUCAAGAACUGGUCCUCUCUUCGCUUGUCUGAUUGGAAGGCAGAUGAAAGCAGUGCGUGAGGGUGACAGGUUUUGGUGGCAAGCUGAGGGUGUGUUCACUCAGCGGCAGAAGAACGAGCUUCUACAGUUUUCUCUGUCUCGUCUCAUCUGUGACAACAGCGACAUAGAGGAAGUUCCGCCCGAUUCCUUCAGAUUUGGCAAAUACCCCUCUGAUUAUGUCUCUUGUGAUCAAAUACCAUCAGUAAGUCUGGAAGCGUGGACCGAGGCGGAGAGCCAAGGAGGGCCCGACGAGCAGAUAAAGAAUGGGAAUUUUAUAUUGUCCUCUACAUCUGGCGGGCUGGUUGCUCUGUACUCCUGUUACCAUGGUUUCCAAUUAGAGGGUCCUGCAAUAGUUUGGGAGAGAAAUGGGUGGAGUGAUGGACCCCCACAGUGUGCAGUUGAGCUGUUCACUUGA
This is a messenger RNA of Salarias fasciatus (jewelled blenny), 2316 nucleotides long. It is a transcript of the gene tpo, whose product is annotated as thyroid peroxidase. Gene Ontology annotation, molecular function: heme binding; peroxidase activity. The record is from RefSeq and is a predicted model, not a curated record. Bases 1 to 2316 code for a protein of 771 amino acids. The transcript has 13 exons. NCBI's taxonomy places the organism in Eukaryota, Metazoa, Chordata, Actinopteri, Blenniiformes, Blenniidae. Gene Ontology annotation, biological process: response to oxidative stress.